AUGUGGUGGCGAGCGGUGGUGUUGGCGCUGCUCGUGACAGCGGUCGCUGGUAAAGGGAAGAAGCACCGUCAUCAAAAACCAGGUCGCGCAGUGCUAGACAGACUGAGCAGCACAACGUUAAGUGAGGUGGCUGUGACCAGUGACGCUGGGGGGUAUCUCCCUGCACCGCUGGACGUCGCACUGUAUUCCGUCGUCACUGCUAAUGCAACUUGUGGGGAGAAAGGCGCGGAAGAGUUUUGCCGGGACACACCUGGGAAACGUGGCUUGGUAUGCGAUGUCUGCGAGGGUCGAGACGGCCGAUCAUCACGACGACAUCCAGCGUCAUUCGCAAUCGACAACGACCCAAGCACGUGGUGGCAGAGUCCAAUCAUCACCAAAGAUAAAUACCAACACGUGGAACUCGUUGCUGCUCUGCCAGGGAAAAUGGAGCUACUUCACGUUAUAAUAAAAUCUGGCCCGUCUCCGCGUCCUCUGGCUUGGUCUCUUGAAGUCUCCUCCACGGAAAAUGGCGAUGAUUGGCGGAUGGUCCGAGCGUUUGGUGACAGGGACCACUGCCGUAAAUUAUGGGAUCUUAGACCUGAACGACGAAGGAGAAAAGCGAGAGGAGUAAAAAGAACUAGCCGAGCCGAGAAGCCAUCUUGCUCAACGCAGUUUAUCAGCUCUAAGCCACUUGAAAACGGAGAGAUGCAUGUAGGUAUCGGCGAAGGUGUACCGGCAAGACGUGUGCGUGUAUCCUUUCGAUCUGCGCAUGCGUCACCUCGACACAGCUACUACACCGUGCGGGAACUGACCCUCGCUGCUAGAUGCUUGUGUCAUGGGCAUGCAAAACAUUGCACUGUAGAUCAUAAGACUGUCAAAUGUGAUUGUGUCCAUGGCACUUGUGGUGCGCACUGUCAGCGUUGUUGCUCCGGAGGCGCGUGGCGUGCUCGAGAGCCCUGCGACCAGCCGACAGAUAAAAGCGACUGCUCGUGUGGGGAGCGAGGUGCCUGCUCGUUUGAUGAUACGGGGGCUAUAUUAUGUGUGAAUUGCACGGACAACCGAGCGGGUCCUCUCUGCGACCGCUGUCUCGUCGGAUAUUAUAACAUACUACCAGACGACCCGUGUAGGCCGUGUAAAUGUGAUUCAGAAGGUUCCAAUGGGUCUUGUAAGUGGGAUAGAAAGCAUCAUCGUACAGUAUGCUCUUGUAACCAAGGAUUCAAAGGCGCUCAGUGUGACACUUGUGAGGAUCCAAAUGCUUCCUUUCCUAACUGUUUGGUAGAAGUUACGACUGCGGGUUGCAAGUGUGACCCUCGCGGCAUUGUCGACCCAAGCCGAGUGUGUGAUGAAGUUUGCGAAUGCAAGGCAAAUGUGAUAGGUGAGCGAUGCGAUACUUGUGCUGCGGGGCAUUUUGGGUUGAGUACAUCACUUGCAACCGGCUGUGCACCUUGCUACUGUUCCCAUGUAGCGUCGCACUGUACCGCUGACCUUACUGAAGGAAAGGAUGUAAGGCAGAUUGUGUUGCCGUUGGGCGAGGCGUGGCUGAUCAGCGAUAAUGACACGUCUGAGACUGUUGUUCCUUCCGUCGACGAGUUGGGAAGGCCUUUCCUGAUAAGCUACGAGGUUGAAGGCUGGGAAUCGUACUACUUCGUGACCACAUUAUUGAGUGGCGAGCACUCAGCGGCGUACGGCGGAGCGGUGCGCGCCGCAGUGACGUGGGGCGUCGCGCGCGGGGACUCGGGCGGCAGCGCCUCGCGCGCGCCCGACUACGUGCUGCUUGCUAACGAUGGUACCAAACUCUCAUAUGGUAACUCAAGCUAUGAGAUACCUGGAUUAAUAGAAUUGAAGGCACCUCUAGUAGAAGGCGGAUGGUACUCCGGUUCGGAAUAUGUAUCUCGCAACCAAUUUCUUGACGUUCUCAGCGAUCUCAAGGCUAUCAUGAUACGAGCGCACUUUCACUUCGAUCAAGACGAAGUCCGUCUAGAAAGCGUCGAUAUAAAGGGCUCCCCGGCCGGAGUGCGCGAGACAUGCUCGUGCCCGGCGGGCUACCUCGGCGCGCAGUGCACGCGCUGCGCGGCGACGCACGUGCGCCUGGCGCGCGCCCGCGGCUCUGCGCCCGCCUUCGAGUGCGCGCCCUGCGCCUGCAACAUGCAUGCUGGCUGUGAUUCCGUGGACGGUCCGUGCGGGCCGUGUCAACACAAUACGACAGGGCCGCACUGUGAACGAUGCCUUCCUGGGCAUUACGGGAAUCCUGUUCAGGGUGCGUGCAAGCCGUGCGCGUGUCCACUGUACGAGGCGUCCAACAACUUUAGCCCGAACUGCGCGCUCGCAUCAGCGGAGGGCGACGAAUUCGUGUGCACACAAUGCCCAGACGGAUACUCUGGCGACCACUGCGAACUCUGUGACUCUGGCUACUGGGGCUCGCCAAGUACGCUAGGUGGCUCAUGCGUGCCAUGUGAAUGUGGUGGAGGCCCGUGCCAUGCAAGUACCGGCCGCUGUCUCGUAUGUCCACCGCACAGCGAAGGCGAACGAUGCGAUCAAUGCCAGGAAGGUUACUGGGCAGGCGGAAGUGAGAAUGUUUCUUGUAUACCGUGUGCAUGUGGAAAUGGAGCAUUAUCUCGUGCAUGCGACCCGCGCACAGGACAGUGCACGUGUGCGCCCGGCUGGACCGGUCACGCCUGUGACACUUGUGCAGAGGGACAUGGAGACGUGGAUGAGGGCUGCCCUCCAUGCGCCUGCGGCACAGCGGCAACGACGCGCGCUUGCUCGGCGGUGACAGGGCACUGCGAGUGCGCGCCUGGUGCCGCUCCGCCGCACUGUCACACGUGCCUGUCUGAGCACUAUGCGUUGCAGAGCACGGGUUGUUUUGGAUGCAACUGUUCGUCUGUGGGCGCGGAAAGCAACGUGUGCGACAUCCGCACGGGCCAGUGUCGGUGUCGCGCGCACGUGACCGGCCGCGCCUGCGACACUUGUGAGGAAGGAUACUGGGGCCUGGAGCAGGGCGGGUGUCGACGCUGUGAGUGCGGUGCGGGCGCGGCCGCCUGCGACCCGGUCUCGGGGCUGUGCGCCUGCUCCGUCGGCGUCGGUGGGCCGAGAUGCGACCGGUGCCUGUCGGGGUACUAUGGGUUCGGACCGACGGGUUGCUUACCGUGUCCCGUAUGUACUGAGGGUCGCGUGUGCUCGCCAAUAACGGGCCGUUGCGUGUGUCCGGCGCGCACGCGCGGGCCGGGCUGCCAGCACUGCGCGCGGGGUUACUGGGGCCGCGCGGCCGGCUGCAGGCCCUGCGCCUGCGGACCUGGCGCUGUGUCCGAUAGCUGCGAUGCGGUGACUGGACAGUGUCGGUGUCGCGCCGGCUGGGCGGGGCGCGAGUGUGGGCGGUGUGCGAGCGGGUACUUUGGGCCGCGCUGCCGUCCUUGCGGGUGCUCGUCCGCCGGUACGCGCGGCUGCGAACACGGCGUGUGCGCAUGUGACCAGCGGGGACAAUGUCCAUGCAAGGACAACGUGGUAGGCGAGAAAUGCGAUACGUGCCUGGACGGAACUUUCGGUCUCGAAGCUAGCAACCCAGCAGGAUGCACCGCAUGCUUCUGCUUCGGUCGUAGUGCCAAAUGCACGCAGGCAGAGGUCGCGCGUGCAGCGCUGCAUGCCGCUACACCGCUGCACCUUAAGCUACUGCGUGGAGACCUCGGGACGGUAAACGUUGCUAUGGACCAAGACUCUCUACUCGCUAUCCGCACAAGCAUCCAGGAAGCUACGAUAUCUGUUCCCCGCCCACCUGUACCAGUGUACGCGGAGCUCGGUGAGCUGUUUCUUGGCGACCAUGUAUUAUCUUACGGAGGGGCGCUCCGUUUUCGGGUAGAAGAAGAGGGAGGUGAACCACUUCCACCGCACGUGAUGACUCGAUUUCCACUCGUCAGCAUAUAUGGAAAUAACAUCGUCUUGGAUUAUUAUGAGCGAGUGCCGGCCGUGAAUGGGUCGCACGCAGUACAUCUUCAUGAGUCACUGUGGGAAGUACGCGGAAGCCGCGCGGGCCGCGGAGGACGAGGGGCAUUAGGAGGUACUGUGGCCUCGCGAGGGGCGCUUAUGCUGGCGCUCUCCGACGUGCGACGCUUGCUGCUGCGUCUGUCCACGAGGGCGCCUCUCGCUUUUGAACCGUUACACGUGCUACUGCUAAACGUAUCGCUGGAGACGGCAGUAGCCGGGCUGUCACGCGGUGCACCGGCGCCGGGUGUGGAGCGCUGCCUGUGCCCGCGCGGGUACGAUGCGGCGUCGUGCCAACGUCCCGCAGCCGGGUUUUGGAUGCCACCCAACACACCGCGGUUGCUACGCGUGUCAGGCACCAUCCUAAUCGAUGUUGAGGGUUCACGCCCUUGCGAGUGCCACGGCCGCGCCGUCCGCUGUCAUCCGAACACCGGAUAUUGCCUGAACUGUACAAACAAUACAUCUGGCCCGCACUGCGAGCGCUGUGCGGAGGGAUACUAUGGAACUCCCGAGCGCGGCUGCGAGCCGUGUCCCUGUCCAACGCGGGAGCUAUCACGAGCCACUGCGUGCGCAAUGGCGCACGGAAGAUUGCAAUGCUAUUGUCAACCCGGCUACUCGGGUGCGUCGUGCGAGCAGUGCGCGGCGGGCUGGCGGCGGCGCGGCGCCGAGUGCGUGCGCUGCGCGUGCGACGCGCGCGGCGCGCUGUCCCCGCGGUGCGACGCGCGCGCGCGCUGCCACUGUCGCGCACACGCGGCCGGCGAGCGCUGCCAGCUGUGCGCGCGCACCGGAUACUAUUUGGACGACGAUGGAUGCAAACCAUGUGAUAAUUGCACGCAGACAUUGCUGGAAACGAUGGAGGAGAUGACGAAAGACCUUCGUUCACGCGCUGAUCUCUCAGAGCUCAGCAGGAUACCACAACCUUUUCCGGCAUUACGAGAGUUUGCUAACAACGCGUCUACCUUAAACACAGCACUGCAACACUCUAAGAAAAGUCUGGAAGAUGCCAAAUAUCUUAAUCAAUCUAUCAACGAAUUAGAGGUAGCAGAACAUGAGCUAUUUACUUUAGCAAACAAAUUAAAACUAGAAGCUUCUAAAAGAGAAAUGGAGGCUCAGUCAUUAAGUUUGGAGAGUAUGAGUGGGUUGGAAGAAGUUUUAAAACAAAGAAGGUUUAUAGGCCAGCAAGUAGCGGCAUUAGAUGACUUCGCUAGAGGAGAGAAACACUUGAGUGCCCACAGAGCUAUUAAGGAGGCAAGACAUUUAUUAAAGACAAUUAAAGAAUUAAGUUUAAUAGAUUACAUUGCUGGAGCCACUGAUGUGUCAGAUUCGGCAAAUUUACAAUCGACAUCCGUACAAGAAUACAACUAUCGCAUUGAAGACGCAUUAAAAAGGAUUAAUAAAAUGCAAUCUGAUCUCGACGAUUGGGAGAGGAAGGCGGAGGACCUACCCAGACUAGCUGAGGUGGUGUGGAGUGCGGGCGACACCGUCGCUGAAAUGAAGAAGCGAAUCACACCCAGGUUGGCCAAUGUGAGGGAUUUUGGACUACGCUGUCGCUUGGUGUUAGAGGACAUGUCAAAGAUAUCAACACAGAAUCUAACCGAGGAGACGCGCGCUGACAUCCUCCAUACCCAGAACCUCGCUGUGUCCUUUCCUAUUCUACUCUCCGAACUUCGGAACCUCACCUCGAGCGCUGAAGAGAAAGAAGGAAUCUUGUACAAUCUGACUCCCAAGUAUAAGGAGAAGUACCUUGACGCGGUAAAGAAGCACGUUGGAACGUUAGGAGAGAAAGCUAAGGAGUAUAAAAAUUUGUUUGCGGGAACGCGUGCAGUAGCAUCGGCGGGUGUACAGGCGGCUCGUGCGUGGACGGAAGUGGCGGAGCGCGUGAGGGAGGCUGCCACCGCCGCGUACGCUGCGGGCGUCGCCGCCACGACUGCCGCCAAAUUAGCACGAGGCCCUCAGCCGCUACUGGUUGCCGCCGAGACAGAAAACGCGGCCUCCGACGCGCUCAGAAGACGGGGAGAAGAGCUGAUAGCGAAGGCUGACGAACUCCGCCGGCACCUGGAGGCGGCGCAGCGUGGCACUGACGCGGUGAGCGUAGGGCUGCGCGCGCUGGGUUGGCGCGAGCGCGCGCUUGCGGGCGGCGCGGAGGGCGGCGCGGCGAGUGGGGCGGGCAGCGCGGCCGUGGGGGCGCUGCGGCUCGCGAGCGCGCAGGCCGAACGCGUGUUUGCGAGUAGCCGAGCGCUCUACGACGAAGCGGCUGAGACGAGGCGUCGUGUGCGCUACCAGUUGAGGAGGAACCUCGCCGCGUUGCAACGCCUCGGAGAUACGGCGCUCGGGGCCGCCGAGGAGCAUGUAUCCCAGAUCCGCGGGAAUACACUCCGCGGUCGCGAAGUAUCAGAAGCGUUGGCUGCAGCGGCGGGAGCACGGGCACGCGAGCACGCCACAGCAGCACAUGUGCUCGACCCAGCACUACGUGCGCUGCGCGAGCAAGUAGAGAGGGCAAGGCAUGCUGCUACCACGAUAACAGUAUCGUUGCGGUCGGCCGGUGGCUGCGCGCGCGCGUACUCGGCGUGGAGCGCGCCCGCCGCCACUCGCGCCACGCUCGCGCUUAGCUUCGACUCCGCCGUGCGCGACGGCACACUGCUGUACUUGCCCGACCGGGUACGUGCCUAAAAUGAUUCGGAGCGUUAUAUGCGUCUGUCAGUUGAGAAAGGUAAACUGACGUUGCGGUGGGACGUGGGCGGUGGCGAGGGGGUGGUGACGCACCCCGAACCGUUACAACCUACCUUGGACGACGCAGACCACACCACCUACCGGCUGUACAUAGAGAGAGUGUGGGGCACGGUGCGGCUGCGCGUGGAGCGCUCGGGCGGCGCCGCGCUCACCUCCAGCAACAGCACCGGCAGUGCGCCGGGAGCCGGCCUGUUGCGGCCCGCGCUGUGGUGGCUGGGUGAGGCUGGAGCACCGCUGCCGGCCUGUGUGCACUCGCUCCACGCCGACCAUGCCGCGGUAGGGCUCUGGGCUUUCACCAAGCAGCCCUCCACAGCACGGUGCACUGGCUGCACGCAGAGAUGGUUCAGCGAGGGCCGCGGCAGCGAGGGCCUGGCGUGGCUGGGCGGCGCGGGUUACGUGGCGCUGCGCCGCUCGCGCCGCGCCGCCGACCGGCGCCGCUUCAGCCUCGCGCUCUCCUUCCGCACCACCGACGCAGACGCGCUGCUGUUCCUCGCGCACGACCACGCCAAUAACCGCUCGGUGUCGGUGUGGGUGCGGUCGUGUCGCGUGGUGUUCCUGGUGGUGUACGGCGCGGCGCGAUUGCAGAUCGCGGCGGGCGGCCGGCACUGCGACGGUCGGCCCGCACACGUGCAGGCCACGCGUGUCUUUAACGGCCUGGAGAGAGGCAGCCUGCGCGUGAACGGCGAAGAAACCCUCGGGUCCCCCUCUCCACCCGUCCAGUCUGCAGCGGAAUUACCGGAGCUGUCCGGCUCCACUUAUUGGGUGGGUGGCUUGCCUCCUGAGGGUGAAGACUUGGGAUACGACUCCCUGCCACUGCUGGGGUGUAUAGGUGGACUCAUGGUGGAUAGAGAAGGGUACGAUUUGCUGGAUACGCCCGCACGACAUGGGGUUGAACCUGGGUGUGCCGCUAGGCCCCUCCGAUCAGCGGUGCUGGAGGGCGAGGGGUACAUCGAGCUGCCGUCGCCCGCCGUGCGCCGCAAGACGUCGCUGGGCGUGUCGUUCCGUGCGCGCGCGCCGUCCGGCGUGCUGCUGUACCGCGCGCCCGCGCUCGCGCUCGACGACAACGAGGUGGAGGACGAGGAGGACGACCACCACUAUCUGAUCCUCGCCCUUGUUAAAGGUGAAUUGGAAUUAAAAGCAAACGUCGGAAAGGGGGAACUUUUGUUGAGAGUAAACGGCACCAAGCUUGACGAUGGCGUCCUCCACACAGUGCAGCUGGUUCGAGCUCACAAGCAAAUGGAAGUAUGGGUGGACGAGAAGCUAGUGGGCCGCGGGACUCUUGCCGGCGGAGCGCUCGCUGCGCGGUCUCGCGGUCUGUACGUGGGAGGAGCUCCUCCCACUGACCCGCAGACCACUUCCCCGAACCUACCCGUCGGUGGGUUCACUGGCACCAUUGCUGAUCUUAUUGUUGAUUCCACCUGGGUGGGCUUGGAGACCAGCAUACGGCGUCGAGGCGCGCGACUGGGCCGAGCGGACGGAGAGCUGCGCGCCGCGCCGCCCGCCGAGCCGCGCGCGCUGCACGCGCAGCCCGACCGCGACCGGGACUGCGCCAAGAUGUCAUCAUACACAGUGGAGGCGGGCGCAGUGAAGUUCGGAGACACACCCGGGAGCUACGCGACCCUGCGGCUCGGAAAGGACAAGGAUAGGGGGGCGAAGGCAGAGUUCUCCUUCUCACUGCAGCUGCGCACAUUCGCCAGCGAGGGCGUCAUUAUGCUGUUACCGGGUUCCAAGCUGAAGCCAAAGCAUUACACGGCGCUAUCGCUGCGCGAGGGCCGCGCUCGCCUCGUGCUGCGCGGGCGGCGCCGGCGCGACCUCUCGCUGGCCGCCCGCCUCGACGACGGGCUGUGGCAUACGGUGUCGGUGCGCAUCUCCCGCGGCCGCGUGACGCUGUCGAGCGCGGGCGCGGCCGCCAGCGCGCGCGCGCCGCCGCACUCGCGCGCCGCGCGGCUGUUCGUGGGCGGGCCGCCGCCGGCCGCGCUGGCGCCGCACGUGCCGCCCGCGGCGGUGCGCGCGGGCGGGCUGGUGGGCUGCGUGCGACGCGUGUCGCUCAACGGACGUACCGAGGACCUCGUGCGAGACGCGCGCGCUCACUCUGCAGUGGGGCAGUGCUUCCCGCGCGUCGAGCGAGGCGCAUACUUCGCGGGGGACGCAUAUGCGGAGUGGCCCGACGGCUGGACCGGUGGGGAGGGAGAGGGCGAGGGUGAGUCGGUGGAGAUCAGGCUGCAGUUCAGAGCGGCGGCCGCUUCCGGUGUGCUCGCAGCCGCCGCCGGCGCUCUGCUCGAGCUGAAAGAUGGACUUGUGGUGAUCACGGGCGGCGGGUCGCGCGUGGAGGCCGGGCGGCGCGUGUGCGACGGGCAGUGGCACGCGGUGCGCGCGCGGCUGUCGCGCGGCGCGGCGUGGCUGGCGCUGGACGCGGCGCCGGGCGAGCGCGCGCCGCCCGCGCUGCUGCCCGCCGCGCCCGAGCCCGCCCCGCGCGCCGCGCUGCACGUCGGCGGCCUGCCCGAGGGCGCGGCCGAGCUGGCGGAGGGGCGCGAGAACUUUAAGGGCUGCAUCCGCGACGUGGUGGUGGGCGGCGCGCCGCGCGACUGGCGCUCCGCGCGCGCGCUGCACAACGUACUGCUGGACUCCUGUCCCGUCGCCACCUGAGCCGCCCUUCGCUUCAGUCUGUGUUAUUCGAUGUGUCACCAAAGUGCCUUAUACAGGAAUGAGUUUUAUACAUUUUAUUAGGUAACGCAUAAGUUAAAGCCAUAGUGCCCUCGACUUCAAGCAAAUAAGGUAUAUUGAACAAUUCACGCGUGUAAAGUUAUAAGUACCUUGGAAAUUAAAAUUAAGCAAACGAGGCUAUCUUUAGAGGCUGAUGAUAGAGCGAUGUUUUAAAUGUAAAUACUUGCUUACAGGACGAUUUUAUCUGUGCUCAUAUUUUUUAUACCACGCUAAAAUUAUUUUGUCUAUCAAUAAGUGUCCAUCUCUUAGUGCUUUGGUAGAAUUUUCGGAAAAAAAAAUCAGAGUUAAAGAGUAACUUACUUCAGUCCUUUUAUUUAAUUAUUAGCACAUUUUGCAUAAAUUGUAUUAUUAAUGUAAAAUUACACAUACCACAGACAAAAUAACUUUGUAUAAUGUUCUCCACAGAUAAUGUACAUUAAUGAGUGUUGUCAUCACUAAAUAACUGUAAAUACGUAUAAGAUAACGUACUUACUAAUAACAAACAGUAUUCGUAUGAUAAUUGUAAAUAUAUUUAGUUAAAAUUAAUUAAAUUUAUUUUAUAAUCAUGAUAAUAUCAUGAAAAAAUAUUAUUGAUCAUAUCAACACACACAUCAUAUAUGUACUUUUGUCAUUAACGAGGCAAGGUAGUCAAAUAUCCGAGCUAUACAAGAACACAUUACAUGAAUCCUACUAGGAUUUCUCUGCUGACUCUUUAUUUCGUAUGUGAGUGGAAAGUUGACAACUCGUGAAGUGUUGACAACCUACUAACAUUAAUACGAAAUUUUGAUACCAUGUGUUAUGUAUCAUUUAAUAGAAGACAUGAGUUGAUGACCAAGUUUAAAAUAUUACUUUUUUUAUUUAAACUAAUUUGUGAAAUAAGAAUAAAAAUAGAUUUAUUGAUAAAAAAUUUGAAUGGUACACCUUAUUCCUUGUUAAUCAACACAAACAGAAAUUUAAUGAAAGUAAUAGAUAAAAUCAACACAUUUUUCAUAACGUUCGUAUGACGGAUUCGUAUGAUGAAUCGUAUGAACGUACUUAUUUGACACCUUCAAUUUUGACAUAAAAAAAUGUUGAAUGCCAAGGUACUCACGAGAAUUGAUGUUUAAAUAACAAGUCUCACGCUGACGUCACUCGACGCUCGAAAUACGCUUAGAUCAUCUGACGCUUACUCGUCUGACGCUCGUAGCUGUAGUUAGCCCCCAACCGUGUAUUGAGCGUUAAGAUGUUACACAUCAAAAACCUUACAUAUAACCUUCAUCCACUCAUGUUUUCAACUAUAAUUAUCAAUGUCUUUUUGACAUAUCGAACGUAUAACGAGUUUAGUUUUUUCUUACAAAAUAACUUUACUGCUUAAUUACUGUGGAGGCAAUUAGAAUUAUUAUCAUAUAUAUAUUUGUUUUGAUGAAAAUUACAAAGUAAUUAGGUUUAUAUUUCGAAAAAAUGUAUAAUAGUAUAUGUAUUAAGGCUGAGUUACCUAGCCAGCUAAUUACCUCAAAUUGACUAAAUAAAAAAUAUUGUUAUAUAAACUUACGAAUUGGGUAAAACGUUUUUAUCAAAAACGUUCUACACAAAUGCGACCUUGGAAACUUAAUGUCAUCUUAUCUAAAUAAUUUUAACUUUAAUAAUAUUGUAAACAUCAAAAAGUCCUUUAAGGAAAUUUUAAAUUUCAAUCAUUAUAAUUUACAAUAAAACACUUUUGCAUUUAACUAUACAUUCAGUCACUAGAAUGCAUAAUCGUUUAGAUUUAAUCACAUCAGACGUUUAAUUUUUGUACAUAUUUAAAAAUAGGGUUCAGCUUUAAUAGAGAUAAAUAAGAAAACGCAUAAAACUUAGUACGUUACAGUUGUGAAACGUUUUGUCUAAAAACGUUACAUAUAGCAACGUUUGCAGACAAAAUUGACCUUCAAAUUGUAUUAUUCAAAGUUUCUGAUCAUGCAGGUACAAAAUUACCCAAAAUUUGUUAUAAAAAGAUUUAAAUCAAACUGAUAAUUGAUUAAAUACAUAUAUUACUGCCGCACUGAAAAAUAUAUAACGGUUACUUAAGGCGCCCCUUAGUUAAGGCAAUCAUACAUAAAAGACCAGUUCUGAUGGACGCGCUGGGGACAAUUAUUCUGCAACUAUCAUCGUGGUAACGAGAGCAACAAUGAGGCCUAGCUAUUCCCAGCAUAUAAGCCUACAAGAGGAAGCGAGAGCGAAAAUGAUACGCUUACAUCAAGACCACCUGGCUGAGAAGUAACGCUUGGGACUUGUCCACACUUAAGUCAGCACUAACUGCUCUUCUAUUUAUACCCUAUUCCAAUCAGAGUAAGGAUUAAAUAUAAAGAAACCUUAAAUUUACAUAUUCCAUGAGUUUUAUAGUUUCGCUUUAUUUUGCACUACAUAAUUAAUAUACAAAUUCGACAUUCAAAACGCCAUUUUUCGCAAAUCCAUAAUAAACAUCACAGAUUAUUCAAGAUCUCGACCAAUGAUAUCACUUCAAUUCAAAGCCACAGUUGUUUAAUUGUCUUUACUCUUCUUCUGCUUUGAACAGACUAUAUAUCUGCAUUAUUGGUAUAAGUAGAUCUUCAUCAAGCCUCGUUGGUCUAGUGGCUUGAUGUAAGGCCGCAGACCCGGAGGUCCUGGGUUAAUUCCCAGGUCGGGCCAAUAAAAAAUUAUUGGGUUUUUCUGAAAUUUCUCAGUAACAACCCGGAGUCUGGAAAUCGGAAGUGUGUUCACUCCCGUGCCUCGGUAAGCACGUAAAGCCGUUGGUCCUGCGCCUGAACUCUUUCCGUUCGGAAAGAGAGUUAUCGGAUUAUGAUUAUGAGAUUUAGGGAAUUAAGAGUGCACCUGUUUGCGCACACACUUGUGCACUAUAAUAUCUCUUCCGUAGUUGGCUAAUCUCUCUUGAGAUUGGCCGCCGUGGCCUAAAUCGGUCUGGAGUACAUUAUUAUUAAGUAGAUCUUAAAAUAUUGUUAAUUCUACUAAAAAUCGUCUUAAGUAAUCGUUAAAUGUCUCUGUGUGUCUGUUAGCUCAUAAGCGUUCGUGUUCAAUAAAUUAAAGUGUAAAUAUAAUACUUGUAUAUAAUAGUGUACGUAUUUAUUGUAUGAGAUUCGGAAAUAAAAGCCGAGUUUGGCAAU
This is a messenger RNA of Nymphalis io (European peacock), 12503 nucleotides long. RefSeq names its product laminin subunit alpha-1 (gene wb). The record is from RefSeq and is a predicted model, not a curated record. Gene Ontology annotation, cellular component: basement membrane. Lineage: Eukaryota; Metazoa; Arthropoda; Insecta; Lepidoptera; Nymphalidae. The transcript is spliced from 51 exons. Gene Ontology annotation, biological process: axon guidance.